Molecule: messenger RNA, 486 nt
Organism: Sinocyclocheilus grahami
Lineage: Eukaryota; Metazoa; Chordata; Actinopteri; Cypriniformes; Cyprinidae
Product: NHL repeat-containing protein 3
Exons: 4
Coding region: 49-480 (143 amino acids)
Source: RefSeq, a predicted model, not a curated record
UGUGAUCAAAACAGGAAGUGCAGUGCUGAUUGAUUAUCAUCGAUCUCUAUGAGAAGGCGCAGCUGCUGCGCUUUGAUCGCUGUCGGCAUGGCGAUACUCCUCUUCAUCAUCUUCAUCUGCGGCUCCAUCAGCUCUCGCGUGAGUGUGGCGUCCCGGUCUCAGAGUGAGUUCAGGGGUUCUGGCCGAGCGCUGUAUAAGCUGGACAUCUCCUGGCCCAAGAAGCCCGAGUACUUCACCGGACAGGUGUUCGGCGUGGCUGUCAAUCAUCUGGCCGGCCUGGUGUAUGUGGCUCAGAGAGGCGAUAACGUGCCUAAAGUGCUGGUGUUCAGCACGGAUGGAGACUUCCUGCAGGCCUGGAACACCAGCAGCCUGGAAAUGCCUCAUGGGAUUUUCCUGGCCAACGCAUCCGCGGAUCCAACGGUGUGGAUCACAGAUGUAGGGAACGGUGGGUUGUCUCUGCACAGGUGUGUGAGUGUUUGAGUGUGU